Molecule: messenger RNA, 3143 nt
Organism: Passer domesticus (house sparrow)
Lineage: Eukaryota; Metazoa; Chordata; Aves; Passeriformes; Passeridae
Exons: 5
Coding region: 1-1218 (405 amino acids)
Source: RefSeq, a predicted model, not a curated record
AUGCCGCCCACCAUGAUGGGACGAGAUCGAGCACCGACCAACGCCCCGCCUCCGGCAGCCUCCACCGCCUGCGCAUGCCCGGCGGGCUGCUCAGGCUCAGAAACAGGAGAAAGUGUCCCCCCGCGAGACGGGCCCGAAUCCGAAGCGGACCAACCACCACCCUCGGAGGCGGAAUCAUGCUCCAGCUCCCCCCACCGGGAAGCGGAGGAAGCCUCUGCGUCGCUCAAAAGCUCAGAUUCCCUUUCAUCCCCAUCCGAGACGGACAGGUCCUUCCGGGAACCUGCAGAGCUGCAGGAUUCAGACCCCCAUACAGCCCGAGCAACAUCCUGCAAUGUGUGCCACAUCAAUUUCACGCUGGCAGGACCACCAGCAAUCAUCUCCUGCACGAGGUGGUCAUUCACGCAAGACCACGCCGCCUCAGAGAACGUCUCCAAUUACAUCUAUCGACCCUUCGUGGAUCGUAGAACGGAUGAAGAUGCCGGGACCCCGCAGCGCCCGUGCAGCCCACUCGUGUCUGGGCACCUUCUGUUUCCCCGGAGAGGAAGCAGCAGACACGUCUGUAUUUCAGCCAGCCUCACCCCGCCCAGCGAGGCUGCCUUUCGCUGCUCCACAAGCCGCUUGGCCCCGCCGGCCGGCCCCACUCUCCCUCCUCUGCAGCGGGCCGGGGACCAGCUCUUUCACGGCCGGCAGGAACUGCUGCCCCCGCCGCUGCUCCCCCUCGCCCUGCACUCGAGUGAAGGUGGAACUGCCUCUGUUAUCGGCAGGCGCAACAGCCGGACCGAUUGCUCCGUCAGCUUCCCCGUCAUCAGCUAUGGAGCCUGCGCAGAUGUACUGGCCACACCCUGCGCCAUCGUCAGCGCCUGCCGGCGAGCAUUUGUUCCAGCUAACGUCGCAUCCCCCGCCGGCUCUCCCCCGUUCUUCCAUGGCGCCUGCGCAGAUGGCAGUGACAGCGGCACUGGCAGCGUCUCUCCUAUCGCGGGUGACUCGGCAGCCGCGCAGCUUCCUGCCGCCGCGCAGCCAGCCUCGGCUUCCGCGGCUGGGACCCCGGCCGUGGCAGCACCGGCGGCCGACGGCCCCGCGUCGGGGCUUGCAACCAGCCCCUCAGUUCCGCAGCCCACAGUCGGUUCCUCGAUUUCGGAGCCUCCGGCCAACCCAUCACCCCCUGCUGCCUGCAGGCUGUCCUCCCCAUCCACAGGAUGGGAACAGCGACAGCGAUGAAUGCCAACAGCCUGCCCCCCAGCCGGGGGCGUGCCCUGGCGGCAGAACGCCGUCACCGACAAGCAGUGACAUCGUUCCUGAGUAAUCUCUGGAUUUUGCCUCCUUGUCGGGUGACUGUGCGACCCACGAACCCUCACCACUUUUGGGAAUCACUUAAGAUGCGAGCUUUAGAGAAUGGGGAUUGGGACCUGAUAGAAAAGGUGGGAAUGCCAAAGUGUGGACUUGCCACCACACCAGACCCAGGGGAAGGGGCCACAGAUAACAGUCAAGCAGUUAAUCCAGCAUCUGAGGAGGGGACACAGGUGUUUCAGGGAAACAAUGUUCCACCACAAAGAGUGAUUCAAGCUUUCCCCGUGUAUAAAACUGUCCCAAAUACAGGACAAGCUGACAGGCAAAAUGUGAUUGCCUGGCAGGUUGUCCAAGAUUUGCAAGAUAAGGUAGCAAAAUAUGGCCUUGGCUUUACACAAGUUAUGCAAGUUAUCAGAGUGCUAAACACAGACCUCCUUGCUUCAUUUGAUAUUAGACAUAUAGCUCAAGUAUUGUUCCAACCUGUGCAAUUUAAAGUCUUUCAGGACAACUGGAGGCAGGUUGCUCAAAGGUGUCGUAGGUUAAAAAAGAAGUGAGUUUUUUGGGAGGUUGUGGUCAAACCAAUCAGUGCUUAAAUUUGAAUAUUAGCACCUGGUUUAGCCACUGAAGGUAUGGACCACCUCUAAGAACGCAAGGGGUUAAAAGCAAGAACUCCCAAAAGAACUGUCUCUUAGUCCCAGUCCGUGAAAGAAGUCAGAGCUCCCCUGCCCAGCUGGGGCUGGGUGGGGGAGGGAAGCCAUGCAGCCGGGUGAGGUAGGCUGGAGCCUUGAGCAGAGGAAGGGAGUGAAAGCCUUGCAAGAUAAAAAAGUAGAAAAGCCCUGAGAAGCAUCGAGCCCCGGCCCCCCUACCCCCCGGGAGAGAGAUAAAGACAAACAGUGCCUGUGCUGCCUUAAAAUUUGAUAUCGUGCUGGCAGCAUGUCCGGCCAGAAGUGGGGGAUGCGGCGCGAGAAAGUGCCCAGCUGCUGUGAGAGUUCUAAGCAGACAGAGGUGAAGAUUUUAACCCCUUUCUAAAAUAAUGAGAACCUUACAAAUACUAAUCCUCCUAAAUCAGAAUGAGGAGAGAGAGAUGAAGCAAGAGGAAAUAAGCAAGUGUGAUAAAAAUUAAUACACGUGAAAAAUAGCAGAAGAAGUAAGAAGAAUCCUAAGUGAGAGGAGAUGAUAGAGUAGCCUUAAGCUAAACUCUUUCUUGUAUGGCCAUAAACAGACCCAUGCUUUUCCUGUAACACAGACUGCAUUUAGGGGGAGGCAAUGCCUUAAAGCCAAAAAAAGUACAAUAAAGCAGUGUCGUGAACAGAGACGGCUGAGGAGGGUGUGAGAUGCCCUCUGUCUUCAGUGAAAAAAAAAGAUCUCUGUUCACGAAGCCCCUUGGCCCCAGAGGGUAAAUUUAAGAGACUGGUGUCCCGAAGUUGAGACACUACUGCUUUUAGAACUAAGUAAAGCAUCCUUAAACAGAAAACCCUAAAAGCAGUUCUAGUCCAUGUGCACUAGUGAGAGCAGUGGGCAUGAAAAAAAAAAGUCAUGAAAGCAAAUGUUCUCUAAGCAGUGCCACGAGUGACAUGGAAACACAAGAAGUUUCAAUUGUGUUUCGGGGGGAAGCCUAUGGUGCAAGGGGAGACUCCUCUCCCCCUGAUAGACUUAAGAGUUAAUUAUUUGAAGGGUGAUGAUGGACUGAAAGUUGCUAUCUAAGAGAUGGUGACAGUGUAGAAAUCUAUGGUGUUAUUUCAUGCUGUAGAAGAAAAAGAAAGAGAAAAAAUAAUUUUAAAGUUUUCAUUCUUAGUUUUGUGUCUGUUCCUUUUUAAAUGUUGUAGUUAAUAAAGUUUAUUUCCUUUAUUCCUAAG